Enterobius vermicularis (human pinworm) is the source of this 1731-nucleotide messenger RNA. NCBI's taxonomy places the organism in Eukaryota, Metazoa, Nematoda, Chromadorea, Rhabditida, Oxyuridae. The record is from the annotation of a GenBank genome assembly.
AUGGGCAAACAUAGAGAAGUGGAAAUAAAUUAUGGUGUAGGAGUUAAAUUUUUGAAGAGGCUUGUUUUGGUCGGGUCAAUAUUGUUUAAAGAGUCUCGUUUUCCGCUGCUGAUGGUCAUCGGAACGAUUGUAACUUCUAUUGGAAAUGAAUUCGUUGCGUACUACGUAGGAUUAAUUCCCGGUAAAAUGUAUGGUGCUUUGCUUGGUUCUCAGAAGGAUAGAUUUUGGUACAUAUUUUAUACUGGUGUUGUACUGUGUAUCGCAAAAUGUACGUUGACUGCUCUUUCGUCAUUUUUCUCUUGGCUGUUGUACCUGAGUUGGAGAGGAAGUGCUGGAAGGGAGUUACAUAGACUAUAUUUUUUGGAUCGCACGUACUAUCAGAUAAACUGUGUUGAUGAUGAGGGGAUUGAUAAUCCAGACCAACGCAUAACACAGGACGUGGAAAGGAUGUGCAAUCAGCUUGCAAUAACGAUUUUGCCAAAUUUACUUAUUGGUCCUUUCGUUGUAGUCUGGUAUACGUGGAAGACAUGGGCCAGUGCUGGUUUCUUUGGAGUUGGGAUAAUUUAUGCUUACUUUGUUGUUGGGACUGUUUUUAACAAAUUUUUGAUUGCUCCGAUGGCAAAUUGGAGUGCUAAAGUUGAGAAAGCUGAAGGCGUCUUUAGGUAUAAGCACUCUUCUAUUCGAGCGAAUGCCGAAUCUUCGGCACUUUUUGACGCUGAAAGUUUUGAACUCUUUGAAUGUAACAGACUUCUUCAUUUCCUGGUUGGUCGUCAGUUAAGCUAUCUUGUUCAAAUUAUACCAAUAUUUGUGCUUCAUUCCUACGAAGGGAAGCGUCCUGAAGAAUUGGGGACUAUUAUUAGCAAUAACGCAUUUUUCUAUAUAAUGUUGGUUAACAGUUUUACGAGACUUACCGAUGUUGCAGUGACACUAGGUGAAAUGGCAGGAAUUUUGCAACGUGUUGCUGAGUUCAUGUUGUUAAUAAGGAACCGAUUGAAAGAGUCUUAUGUGAAUGAUGAUGAAAAAGCCCUAGGUGAAGAAAGUGAUAUAGAUACGGUGUCUUUGGGAGCUGAGCGGACUCCGAUGGAAUCUGAAGUUUUGUACGAGUUUAAAAAUGUUGGUUACUCAUUACCAAGUGACCCAGAUCACAAACUGAUUGAAGGCCUUACGCUGUCAAUAAAAAGGGGUGAGAACAUAAUACUAACCGGCGACAGUGGAGUUGGGAAAUCGUCAAUGUUUAGAGUGAUAGCAAAUCUUUGGCACGUUAAUAGUGGUAUUGUUAUCUUACAUUUCUGUUUAAAAUUAUAUUAUGGCCUAAUUCAGCAGUGCACUGAGAGGUGUUCUGUGGUUCAUUUGCCUCAGCGGCCUUAUUUCCCCAUAGGUGGCCUUAGUCUUUAUCAGCAGAUCCGCUUCCCUGUCGUUGUUCAAGAGGAUAAAAUCAAUGUUGCUGAUGUUGCCAAGGUGAAGUCAAUUUUACACCUUCUUGACUUACAAUCGCUGAUCGACCGAUGUUGUGACAUUACACGGGCUGUAGAUUUCGAAUGGCAAGAUUCGCUAACGCCGGGUGAGCAACAGCGAUUGUCUUUCGCUAGGGUUAUCUACCGUAAACCAAUUUUAGCUAUGCUUGACGAAGCUACUAGUAGCGUUGGAGUCAAUAUGGAACGCAGGAUGUACCAAAUACUUAAAGAUGUUUGUUUCAUUUACUCGAAUUUACUCAUAAUUCUCUUAUACUAA